GUUGUUGAAGGCAUCAGUCUCAUUCGAAAGUUGAGAGGAUAUACAACAUGUACGCUAAACUGUUCAUCGUUUGCGCCUUGGCCGUGGUAGCGCUGGCCCGCGAGUACCCCGCUGGAGUCCACCCAGCCAUCUGCCCCAACUACCCCUACUGCGAUGUCAAUACCUUGGCUCGCUUCACACCCGACGGUCAACCCAUCCCUGAGUGGGUCUACAACCCAUCCAUUUUGCCUGUAGCACCCGCUGACCCCAACGCCGCCGCUGCUCGUGAGUAUCCUGCUGGUAUGAACCCUGCGUCCUGCCCAAAUUACCCAUACUGUUGGUGAACAGUUUAACUAUUGGCACUCCAAAUAAACCCGACCGUUUUCUUGACAAUACCCGAUUUUUUACGAAAAUAUCACUAAACUUUUGAAGUGAUAUGCCAAAUUUCAUCUUGGCUUUAUCAAAUUACUUUUAGUUUCGUAUAAAAUCAGCGUAAUUGCAAAUUCACUGCCAUAACUCUAAAAUGUAAAUAAUUCGUGUGUUCAAAAUAAGUUUUAUAUACUGAGCAUUUGGUUUUGUAAAAAAACUG
Pieris brassicae (large cabbage white) is the source of this 568-nucleotide messenger RNA. RefSeq names its product cuticle protein 1 (gene CPH1). Gene Ontology annotation, molecular function: structural constituent of cuticle. The record is from RefSeq and is a predicted model, not a curated record. The coding region runs from base 48 to 323 and encodes 91 amino acids. Lineage: Eukaryota; Metazoa; Arthropoda; Insecta; Lepidoptera; Pieridae. The transcript has 3 exons.